This is a messenger RNA of Hymenoscyphus albidus, 309 nucleotides long. Lineage: Eukaryota; Fungi; Ascomycota; Leotiomycetes; Helotiales; Helotiaceae. The record is from the annotation of a GenBank genome assembly.
AUGGCCCCUCCCUCGGCAUUUGACCUGUUCUGCGCAAAUAAUCAGACUUCGAUACUGAUUGGAGCUUUUGCGACUCAAGUUGCUCACCAUCAAUACAUCAAGAAGGCUGCGCCGGCGAUUGCCUCAAUCAAUACAUCAUUCCACAUUACCCGACCGCUCAAAGCAGGUUUGGGUUGGGGGGUUGUCUUCAUCGGCUUGUUGACACAGAUCACAAUCGCAAAGCAAGCCGUGAGAAACCACGCCGAUCCUGUGCUGGCGCAUGCACAGCAGAGGAAACCUUGGAAACGAAACAUCGAGGACAGACUUUAA